AUAACACAAACAUAACAAUAGCAAGAAAGAGUGUCUAUGGUGUAUGAAUGUAGAUAUGUUGCCAGGGGAUGUAUGACAGCAUGUCAAAUGUAGUGGAAUUUGUGUAAGUGUGGUAAUUUUUUUUACAAUGAAAAAUUGAAAUAAAAUGAUUAACUGGAAGAUAGCUGUCUUACUUAGCGAUAUUAAAAGCUCAUGAGAAAAUGGGACGUUCUGAUGUCUUGAAAUUUAAUAAUGAACUAAAAGCUAAACCGACAUUCCACAAUGCACCACCGCCUGAUUGGACAGCUAGUGAACGAGAGUCGUGCAGGCGAGCUUACCCGAAGAAACACUGGCACCAAGUCGCGGGGUAACAACAACAACAGCAGCAGCGUGCGCGCAACACAGAGAAAGAAACUGUAAACUAGUGGAUUAACAUGGAGCGCACUUGAUUUUGAACUGCAUGAUGUACACGAUGAACACGUAGUAAGAAUGUGGAUAUCCAAGUAAAGUAUCUUACAAUUACAGGAACUUCACUGGGAACAUGGACGUGUACUCUGAGACUUAGUGACAGUUUACAUCAGCAUCACACUGCUAAACAGCAUUCAACGGAGGGUAAUAAAAACAUGGGCUCCAAGUUGACCAGGCAGAGUAGUCUGGACAGUCAAGCCAGUUUUUUCAAGAAGGGGCGCAAGCGCCACGCCAGCUCGGGGGAUGCCGAGCGGAACGAGAGCCGAGGCGGCGGGGACUUUCUGUUCACAUCCCUGAUGCUGAAGUCGGAGAAGCUUCCGGGGAUGCUGCGGAGAAACAGUAACGACAGCCCCUAUGUGAGGAGGGUAACCUGGGUCCGGGACAUUCAGAGGCUGCUACGGGAACAGAAGGUUAAUCAGGCAGAGGAUGUGCUGAAAUUAUUGAGAAAGGAUUUGGGACUGGAGGGCACGUCUCUCAAUGACAUUUUGUAUAAGAACGCUGCCUUCCUUAACCUGGUGGAUCCUAUCUCCCAUGAGCUCCUCCUAAGCUUGGCACGGGACAUGCAUUGUCCAAAAAGGGAGGCAGACGCCGUGAAGUCCUCUGAUAAAAUCUGCAAACAGCUCAUCUACCACCUGACCCCUCACUCGAAGUGGAUGCGACAGAGCGUGCCCAAAAGGAAGACCCAGGCCUGUCUGAAGACCACUCUGAAGAAGAAGCUGUCCAACGACAUCGUGGAUCUUUCCGGAAUCCCGCUGUCAAGCCGUGACGUCCACAGGGUGACGCUGUACCUGCAGGGCUGCAGCGUGCCGGUGACUGCAGUGGACCUGAGCUUCACCGAGCUGCAGGACGAGAGCCUGCGCCUUCUCUUACCCUCUCUCAGCGCCCUCCCCAAGCUCACCACUCUCGCCGUCAAUGGCAACCGCCUCACCACGGCCAUCCUCAAGGACCUGAUGGAGACCCUGAAGGAGCCACGACACUUCCCCAGCAUGGCCUGGGUGGACCUGGGCAACAACGUGGACAUCUUCACACUGCCGCAGCCACUGUUGGUGGCCCUGCGCAGGCGCUUUGGCAUGAGGAGCAGUCUGCCCACCAUCUACGAGUACAGUGAGGGCCACACCAAUGCCUGCUACUACCGACUGGAGAUGUCCACCGAUGAGCCCAGUGUGUUUGAGGAGGAUGAGGAGGAAGAAGAGGAGGAGGAGGAGGUGGUGGUGGAUAGACAGGUGGAGGUGAAGCUGGAAGAGAGACAGGUGGGGGUGAGACAGGUAGAGGUGAGAGAGGUACAGAUGGAGGCGCCAGAGAGACAGGUGGAGGUGAGAGAGGUAGAGGUGAGAGAGGUACAGAUGGAGGCGCCAGAGAGACAGGUGGAGGGACUUCAGUGA
Molecule: messenger RNA, 1829 nt
Organism: Clupea harengus (Atlantic herring)
Lineage: Eukaryota; Metazoa; Chordata; Actinopteri; Clupeiformes; Clupeidae
Gene: lrrc75bb
Product: leucine rich repeat containing 75Bb
Source: RefSeq, a predicted model, not a curated record